Messenger RNA from Belonocnema kinseyi, 3468 nucleotides. RefSeq names its product rhodopsin-like. Gene Ontology annotation, biological process: phototransduction; visual perception; G protein-coupled receptor signaling pathway. Gene Ontology annotation, molecular function: G protein-coupled receptor activity. Lineage: Eukaryota; Metazoa; Arthropoda; Insecta; Hymenoptera; Cynipidae. Gene Ontology annotation, cellular component: membrane. The record is from RefSeq and is a predicted model, not a curated record. The coding region runs from base 200 to 1339 and encodes 379 amino acids. The transcript is spliced from 6 exons.
UAGUGAUGCAUAUUUAAACGCAACUCAUAGCUGGCCAACCGAGCCACAUCCGAACACAAAAAGCUCCGAAAGACCUCCUCCAAUAUCCUCGACAAAAUUACUAAACCCACAGUGAAAGUCCUCGAUCAACCAGCAACAUAACAUCACUCUGGAUUAAUUUGUUUUAACAUAAUUUUCUCCAAAUAGUCAAAAGUUAAACAUGACCAUUAUAGCAGGGCCACAUUUUGCCCCCCAUUCAUGGGGCUCCCAUGGAGGAGGUUUUGGCAACCACACAGUGGUAGAUAAAGCUUUACCGGAAAUGCUUCAUUUGGUUGAUCCUUAUUGGUACCACUUUCCACCAAUGAAUCCACUAUGGUAUGGAAUUCUCGGUUUCGUCAUUGGUUGCUUGGGAUUAAUUUCUGUAUGUGGAAAUGGGAUGGUGGUCUUUAUAUUUACUACUACGAAAUCCCUUCGAACUCCAAGCAACCUUUUCGUCGUCAAUCUCGCAUUCUCCGACUUUUGCAUGAUGUUUUUCAUGUCGCCACCCAUGGUAAUCAAUUGCUACUAUGAGACGUGGGUUCUUGGUCCAUUUAUGUGUGAGAUCUACGCAAUGCUUGGCUCCCUAUUCGGAUGUGGCUCCAUUUGGACAAUGUGUAUGAUUGCUUUCGAUCGAUACAAUGUCAUUGUAAAGGGUUUAGCUGGCAAGCCACUAACUAUCAGUGGUGCAAUUCUGCGCAUUGUUGGUCUCUGGGUAUGGGCAGUAAUUUGGACAAUUGCACCAAUGUUGGGCUGGAAUCGUUAUGUUCCCGAGGGCAACAUGACAGCAUGUGGAACUGACUAUCUAUCUAAGGAUUGGUUCUCUAGGUCUUACAUUAUUGUAUACAGCAUCUUUGUAUACUUUAUGCCUCUUUUCCUCAUAAUAUACAGUUACUAUUUCAUCAUUGCUGCUGUAACUGCUCACGAAAAAGCAAUGCGUGAACAGGCCAAAAAAAUGAACGUGGCUUCCCUUCGAUCAUCCGACAAUCAAAAUACGAGUGCUGAACAUAAGCUCGCCAAGAUAGCUUUAAUGACCAUUUCACUGUGGUUCAUGGCAUGGACUCCAUACUUGGUGAUAAACUAUGCAGGCAUCUUUGAAACCGUAAAACUCAGUCCUUUGUUUACGAUUUGGGGUUCCGUUUUUGCCAAAGCGAACGCUGUCUAUAAUCCAAUUGUAUAUGGUAUCAGUCACCCGAAGUACCGUGCAGCUCUCUUUCAGAGGUUCCCAUCUCUAGCCUGUGCCAGCGAGUCUGCUAGUGGAGAUGCAGUUUCCACAACUUCUGGUGUCACGACUGUUACAGACGGUGAUAAGACGGCUGCGUAAGACAAAAACGCGAUUCUCCGGUGGCAAAAAUUGCAUUAAAGAAACAUCUUAAGAAGAAUUGUGGGCCUCCUGGGGCACGCAUACAAAAAUUGACACAACAGCCAAUAUGAUCCGAAAUAUAAUGAAGUGUUCUCAUUGGAAAGAAAUAGGUUUUUUGAUUGAAAAACCACGCUCACAUCUUCUUUUAAAUUAGGCGCCAGUUGUAAAUAUUAAACUUGAAGAUAGCCAAAGACCGUCUAAAUUUUAAACUAAUUAAUAACAAAUGAACCGAAUUCGUUAUUGUUCAGAGCUCGAUAAAAAUUGCUGAUUUCUAAAUGGAAUCCAAAUGCAUUGGUCCUUUAUCUUCAAUUUAAUAAGAUUCAUAUACCAUUGUUAUAAAAAUCUCCUUCCACUUGAAAUAUCGUUUAAAAAGUUGAUUUAUUUCGAUUUUAAUGGCAGUAUUGUUGGUGAGUUUCUGAAAGGAUCUUAUGGGGAAGAACUAUUUUCGCUUUUCUUGUAUUUUAUAUAAUGAGCAGAUUCUGAAAUUGAACUAUCAUUAAUUUUAUGACACGAUAUUGCACCACAAUUGGAGUCAUUUACAAUUGAUCGAUAGGACGAUUUACAAAAAUGUUCAUUUUGUUCUGUAAGUCACAGAAUACGUAUACCUAAGUUACUGAAGGCCCUUGGUAACGCGUUUUUAAUAUUACUGUAAAGCUAAUUAAAUUACCGUGGUAUUUGGAGAUAAUAUUAUAUCUGUAUUUAAUUUUGUAAGUUUAAAUAAACCCUAUGAGCAAUUAGAUAAAUACCACUGUACUAUUAUUGAACUUUACAGAUAAAUACAAUAGACAUAAUUAUUAUAAGUUUAGGGAAACAUUUUCAAGGUAAGAGAGAUAAUCGUUAUAUUUAUUACACAGUAGGUAUAUCACACUAUCGAUUCAACCAUUUUUUACUAUGAAAAUUGUUUGUGUAAAUCUCUUACAUUCACAUGAAUUUUAUUGAAGAGGUACCAAUUUCUUAUAUUAUUCAAUAUCAUCUAAUUGGUCAAGUAUAGUCACUUUUCUAUCUACAUUUAUUUACAUAGAUAAAUAAAUGUUCUUGCCAGAAAGAAUUGAAAACUAGGCUGGAUUUUAUGAUCAUGAAGAAAGAAAUUUUGCUUUUCAGCAAUAUUCUGUAACUGAAAAUCAAGUAAAACUGUUCUAGAAACAAAUUUGUAUUUAGUAGAAAAUAUCAAAUUCAUUUACAAUUUUACAAUUCCAAAAAACUUUUUUUAUCAUUUGUAAUUUCAAUGCUAAACUUGAGAGUAAAAAUUAGAGCGUUGCUUUGAAACAAUUAUCAAGAUACAAAGUGUAAAUGCCUAAGAGUUUAGAAAAUGUUGGAUGACAAUAAAUUUUGAAAAAAGAUCAAUUUACACAUGUGUGACUUAAUAUCGUUUGUGCAAAAUAUAUCGCAGAACGUAAAAGAAACGUUAAAUAGGAUAAAAUGUAAUAAUAUAAAUAUCAAUAGCAACAUAUUUUUUAAUUCACAAGGUCCAUUUUAAGAACCAAACGGCUUAACUAUUUUAACAAAUUAUUUUGAUUAAAUAGUAUAAAAAUUUAGUAAAACACAAGUGGCCGUUUUAAAGCUUAGAUAAUUAUCAAUUCAAAUACAGCCAAUUGUAAUUUUUAAGCAUUAUAUAAGCUAUUAAAGUGUGACUUUAAAAAUAGAUAAAAGUUUGUUCUUGGGGAAAUUUUUCCUUUCAAAGUAAAUUGUAAAAAAGAGGGAAGAAUUUUUCAUUAUUAAUUUUAAAUCAUUCUUUAAAAUAAGGUAGAACCAACUCUCGUUUUCAGUCACCCCGUCCUCAGCCUUCCUAGAACUGCUGGCUCACGCAGUCUAUCAGGAGAGUAGGGCGAGAUCGGUUGCGGCAUUAUAUCUAUAUACAUAUGUAUUGCAAUCGGAAAUGAGUCAGGUGGCCCUCACUGUUACGUUUCUCUUCCCUCGAAAUCAGUCCAAGGUCAUUUGAAGGCAACCUCCGACACUUGUCUGAAUGCGAGAGUUUGGUGUAUAACCAAUUUCAUAUAAAAUUCUGCAGUCUGCUUGCGGUUAUGUCACGCCAUUCUUUCCAAAUGAUGUAUGUUGUUUUAGAGUAUAAAAUAUUAUUUUGCUUUUCAAAA